This is a messenger RNA of Benincasa hispida (wax gourd), 882 nucleotides long. NCBI's taxonomy places the organism in Eukaryota, Viridiplantae, Streptophyta, Magnoliopsida, Cucurbitales, Cucurbitaceae. The record is from RefSeq and is a predicted model, not a curated record.
AUGAAGAAGAAUGAUGAACAACAAUUUAAGCAUUUUCUUAAACUCUUGAGGCAACUGCACAUCAAUAUUAUACUUGUAGAAGCCUUGGAACAAAUGCCAAAAUACGUCAAAUUUUUUAAGGAUAUUUUAACAAAGAAAAGGAGAAUCAGCAAGACGGAAGUAAUUGUGCUAACACGGGAGUGCAAUGUGUUAGUCAACAAUGGACUACCCAAGAAACAGAAGGACCUAGGAAGCUUCACAGUCCUGUGCUUAAUCGGAGGGUUAGACGUGGGACAUGCGUUGUGUGAUUUGGGAGCAAGCAUUAACCUCAUGUCACUCUCAAUCUUCAAGAAAUUGGGAAUUGCUGAAGUACAACCCAUUUCUGUAACUUUUCAACUCGCUAAUAGGACGAUCAAGUACCUUGAAGGAAAGAUUGAAGAUGUUCUGGUAAAAGUUGACAACUUCAUAUUCCCAGUGGAUUUCAUCAUCCUAGACUAUGAAGCAGACAAGGAUGUACCAAUUAUUCUUGGACGACGCUUUCUAGCCACUAGGAAAGUAUUAAUAGACGUGCAUAAGGGAGAAUUGACCACGCGUGUAGACAAUCAAGAAGCGAAGUUUAAUGUGUUAAACGCAUUAAAGUUCCCAGAUAGUGAAGAAUGUCAACUGAACAGAAUAGAGUUUCCUGAAGAGGAAGCGACCCAAGUUUGCGAGGUCCUCGCGUUGGAAGAAAACAUGAAAGAACCCGAGCUGCCAAGUCUGAGUGAGCAACAGAUGAAACCAACGUGUCCAUCAUUAGAGGAACCACCAGAACUAAAGCUGAAACCGUUACCUAAUCACCUUAAAUAUGCUUUCCUUGGAACAAACAAAACCUUACUUGUAAUUAUUUCCGCAAAUCUUACCUAG